Molecule: messenger RNA, 1920 nt
Organism: Brassica rapa (field mustard)
Lineage: Eukaryota; Viridiplantae; Streptophyta; Magnoliopsida; Brassicales; Brassicaceae
Source: RefSeq, a predicted model, not a curated record
UUUAGCUAAACCCAUGAAAGCGGCUUUUAUAAAAUCCUCUCUCUCGUCACGCUUACAAAAGGUAUGGGGAAUUCCAUUUCCAAUUCUCAAAACGACCAAACCUCGCCGGUGAAGAGAGAUGUGUCAAUGGAAAGAGGUGGUUGCAAAGAAUCACACACGACGAUUGAAGAAGCUGAGAAGGAGAAGCAUUGUGAGUGCUUGCAUGCGAAGAUGCAGGAGUGUAUGGAGACCCACUCUGAUUACUAUCACCCGAUAUUCGCUGCUGCAAGAGAAGCUGGUGACAAAGCGAUACAUAGGGAAGUCCAAGCCUUCAUAAUACCGUCAUCUGUUGGGCGAGAUAUAAAGGAGUGGAGAGGCCCAAAGGUGGAAGAGGAACUAGAGAAGUUCAUGGGAUUCAUGGAAAGAGGUGGCUGUAAAGAAUCAUGGAUGGCUUUGGUACAUUGCAAUAUGGAAGAUUGCGCUAAGGAAGACAGGGAUAAGUUUAUGUCCGUGGUACGCGAAUGUUUGGAGACUCACUCUGAUUACUAUCAACCAUAUUUCAAGGCAGGAGCUGAAGUUGCUGAAGAAGCGAUGGUUAAGCAUAUUAUCGAAGCCUUCUCAACGACGUCAGAUCAACCAGUAGCAAAAGCAGGGGAAGACGAAUUUGACGAGCGGUUCUUGGACUUCAUGAAAGGAGGUGCUUGCCAUGAAAUCUUUACAGCUUUGGUAGAUUUAGAUUGCUGGGAAUAAGAGUAGAGGAAGCGGCUACGAGGAAGGUUAUCAAUGCUUCAUUCUUUAUUUUGACCGUUUUGAUUUGAAUGAGUACUCUUGUUUUCUUAUAACGAUAUUUUUUUUUGUUUUUAUAUGAUUAUGGUUCUACCCGGUAACCACAAAAAGAAUAAUAGGAAAAAUAUGAAAAGAAACGAAAUGAUAAGAGUACUUAUUCUUUAUUGUUCCUUGUUGGAUUUAAUAAAAAAUGAUUUUGCUUUAUAAUUCAUUAAAUUAAAAAAAUGAGAAAGAACACUUAGAAAAAAAAUAUUUUUUAUAAACAGUGUUAAAUUUAAGUAACGAAUAGAAAUUACAUAUUCCCAUUGAUCAGGAUUUAGAGCUAAUAUAAUUUUUUUUAACUACUUUGCCCAUUGAUUUUUUUUAAAAAAUUUAGGUAUCCCAAUCUCAUAGAAAUACCCAAAUUAAUUCCCACAAACAAAUUUUCAUUCCAUAUAUUUAAAUGGACUGUAAGAUAUGUCCAUAUCCACGUAACCACGAAGUAAAAUUAGUGGUAUGCUUUCAAACUUGAGUUGCUUAACAAUUUCAAAACUGGUCUAUCACUAAACCACCACUUUUUGGUUACUUUGUUCAUCAUUUAAAAUAAAACUAUUUUGUCCGUAGAAACGACUAUAUGAAUAGAUUAAAAAAAGUGACCAUAUGAUUUGUUUGUCUGGAGAUAUAUGAAAAAUAUAUUAAAAAUUGUUUUCUCUAUUUUAAGAUAUUUUAUUUUCAAUUUUUUACACAUUUUAAAUUUUAAUUAUAAAUAUAUUAUUUUGUAAUAAACGAUUUCUUAUAAUUUUAGCCAAUCAUAAUUCAAUAAUAUAAUUAAUUUUAUGAAACCCAAAAUUUACAAAUAUUAUUUAAUAAAAAUACAUUAAAAAUAUAUAUUUUUGAAUCAAAAUUAUUUUCCUAAAACAUAAAUCUUUUAAAACAGAAAGAUUAAUAUAUAGAUAAAUACAAGUCGUCGUGUCUCCAAAAAAAUAAAUAAAUAUUUGUUUCUAUUACAGCACCCAAAUUGUGUUUUGUCUCCUUACUUUUUCGUCUUUUUAGGGUUCUUAAAGCUCUCUCUCUCCUCUUCUUCUCAGUUUUUCCCAAAAAAUUUCCUUAUAAUGAAGAUUAAUACUAGAUUGUCUCUCUCUGGAUACGAAUCCAAGUAAACAUCUUCGCUGAAAG